GAAGUGGCCUUUGGAGCAGACAAACGUGGGAAACUACCAAACCAACCCGAAACCAAGACAAGGCCAUCUGUUCAUCGCGUAAGCUUUCCUCUCCCCCAACCAAAUCCACCACCCGAAUCCACCGCCGCGGGGCCGAUCCCGCCCCACAUCCAUGGCGAUCGGGCCCGGCACCCGCUUCCCAUUCCGCCGAUUCGGGAUUUGACAGGAUCUAGUGGCCACGCCGUCUCUCGCUGCUCGAUUGCUGAUUUUGGUCCGGGGAAGGGAAUCUCCUGCCGCUUGCUGCUCCUGUUGGAAUUCGCUGCGUGGGAGGAGGGGCGAUGGGGAUGCUGUUCCUGGAGUACCUCCCGGGGCCCAAGGUGUUCAAGUGCAAGUACUGCAGGGUUGACUCCGCCUCGCCGGAGGACAUCGUCUCCAAGGAGUUCCGCGGCCGCCACGGCCGCGCCUACCUCUUCGAUAGCGUGGUGAAUGUGAGUCUUGGUCCCAACGAGGAUCGCCAUCUCUUGACUGGAUUGCAUACAGUGAACGAUAUCUACUGUAGCUGCUGCCAACGGCUCCUUGGCUGGAAAUAUGCGAAAGCUUACAGUGAGGACCAGAAGUACAAAGAAGGGAAAUUUAUAUUGGAGAAGAACAUGAUGCUCAAAGAAGGACGUUAGCUGAUGGGGAUGAUAUGCUAUUAUGUCUGCAAAAGCAGACAUUUGCAACUGUGAACUGUAGCUGAAGAUUCACUGAUAUGGAAUAGUAAUUAUUGAAAUAUUGACCAUCCUGGUGAUGACAAUCACCAUGCAAUUGCAACUGUGAAAUCUGUUGUCCUGUCACUUUUGCUCUGUUGGCCAUUUCAAUCACCAUGCAAAUCACCAGGUUUUCUUGA
Molecule: messenger RNA, 868 nt
Organism: Lolium perenne
Lineage: Eukaryota; Viridiplantae; Streptophyta; Magnoliopsida; Poales; Poaceae
Product: putative yippee-like protein Os10g0369500
Source: RefSeq, a predicted model, not a curated record